AUCAUUGUUUAAUCGCCAAGUUUAGUAAUUCAAAGUUCUAAAAACAUUCAAUGAAACAAACUUAACUGAUGGCUAAGCAUGUUGAUCAAACUGUCUUAAACGUUUAUGACAUAAGCCUAUUCAGAUCAGUCUAGAUUGAUAUUCUUAAAUUAUUAUAAUGAAAACAUGAGUUUUAAAAUAAUACGCCUAAGGACGUUCCGUCUAGAUCUAAGAGCUGCGUUGUUAGUCUUGUAUGUGGCUAGAGCUGCCGAAGGCUACAUCAUUGGUAAUCGGGCAAUGGACAUCUCUUAUGAAGAUCUGGGGGACCUGAAUGUUGGGGGUCUGUUUGCUAUUACAAGCUAUGAUGGCGACAGUAUCUGCGGAGAAGAUUUCGCAGACGAUAUCUAUAGUACUCUUCAUAUGAUGGAGUUACUUAAAGAUACUGUCAUGAAAGUAAACUUGGACAGAGAUCUGCUGCAAGACGUGAAGUUUGGAUUUGUAUUUCUUGACAUGUGUUCUAACGUGCACGCUGCCAUGACCCAAGUCAAACGUUUUCUGCCCAGAUCGAAUCCUUUCGAUUAUACACCAACCGGAGAGUCGAACUAUCUGACGUCCUACAAAGUGAUAGGGGUGAUUGGAACACCUUUCAAACGCGCUACACUGCCAAUAGCCAUCCUUCUAGGCGGCGCUGGCAUCCCGAUUUUGAACUUUUGGGAUUGGGGUAAUGACUUUAAUUACAAGCAAACACAGCCAACCUUCAUGAGAAUGACGUCCCCCAGCUGGGAUCUCUUUGAGGCUAUGCUGAAUCUGAUGCUGAAGGAGAAAUGGAGUCUAUUCUCAAUCGUGCUGCAAACUACGGAAGAAGAUAUCAUUACGAGGCUGCGUAGCAGGUCCAGCAGCAAAGGCAUUUGUCUUCAUGAGGUGUACCAAGUAACGGACUCGUCUGACUUUGACAACGUGGUUGGCGGUCUGAAAAAGGGCAUGUCCAGGAUCGUCAUGGCGUUUCUGUCCAGUAAAUAUGCAUCUCUACUGAUGACGGCCCUUAUCGAGAGGCGAUUAGGACGUCAAUUUAUAUGGCUGCUGACCGACGCUUGGCUGGGUAUGGACAUCUUCGAGGGCUCUUUAGUAUUUACAUCUUCAGUGCUGUCUGUGGACUCGUUUUCGAUAAAUACGCAGUCACUGCUUCAGAACCCUUGGUUCAGGAAACUGAUUAACAAAUCGAACUGCAUUGCAGAAGAUGAGCACUGCAUCUACCCUCUGGUGAGUUCCACGUCCAGGAUCACCACCUCCAAUUGGGGCAGCAUUCGUGACACUAUGAUGACGUACGCCCAAGGGCUUCACAACUUCCUCGCUCACUAUUGCCCCGGGGCGAAAGGGCGAAACGCAACAUCCUGCUUUGAAGCCUAUUACAUUUUCUUCAUCGACUAUCUUCAAAAUGUCAACUUCAAGGGAACUGUCGGAGACGUGUUUUUUAAAAAAACUGGAGAAAGGCUGGAUUUGAUACAUAUAUAUCAAAACGUGAGUAAUCAAGAAGCCCUUUCCCAAGAGCUGAACUACCAUAUAAGAUUGAUCGCCACAUAUAACGUGACUAAUGGAACGUUGGACAGCUUUGAAAGUCUCCAGCUCCGAUGGAUAGCGUUCCCGAUUAACGAGACAAACUUGAAGACAAUAUGCCAACCCUUCUGCUCGGCUAAAGCGUACAGCAAGGUCUAUCUCUGUUGUUGGUCUUGCAUGCCAUGCAAAGACAACGAAAUUAUCUCCCAGAACAAUAACAGCUGUACCAAAUGCCCACCCUUCCAAUGGCCGACUCUCUAUGGCAACAAGUACUCCAUAUGUACAAUGAUCGAGCCGAUUUUUUUAAAUUAUCGUCAGCCCACGGCGAUGGCCACACUCGUGGCGGUGGUGGUCAGCCUUAUCCUGGCCCUGGUGGUUCUUUACGUCGUGUGCCGUGGCACCCAACAGGACGAAAGGGACACGCCCCUGUGGCUCAACGUCUUGCAGCUUCUGUCUACAAUCUGGGGGUUGAUGGACGUGCCUAUAUUCCUGGUGCGCCGGAACAAUUUUACUUGCCUGGCGGCGUUUAACAUCUUCCUGGCCAGCUUCUUCGUACAGUACACAGCCAUGUUUAUACGGACUAUCCAUCUGUACUACAUGUCCAACGAAGCUAAACAAACGGUCCCCCUGUCACAGCAGAGGUUUGCCCUGGUCCACAGGCUCAAUGCCACCCUUUUUUUCAUUGCUAUCAUAUUUAUUCUGGCUGCCGUAAUCACUGUCAUCUCCACGCUCUACCCAGUGACUGUCGCAAAGGACCACUUGGAACUGACCAAGAAAGAAGUCGACCUCGUCUGCUUUUUCCCCGUGCCCCAAAUUUGGGCCUUUCUUCUCUACACCAUCAUGAACCUUAUGGCCUGCUCGAUCUUCUGCCUCAAGAUUUACACGCAGUGGACUGGCUACAGGCAGAGCCGGUUCCUCUUCACUUUUGUGGUGGUGGCGCUGAUUGGCUGGAUCAUCUUCAUGCCUGCCUACUUCAUCACCAUAGACCCCGCGAUCAAGGAGCAGGUGCUGAUCCUGACCCUGCUGGUCAACCACAACUGCUCGCUCAUCCUGUGCUACACGCCGAAGUUUGUGAUGUUCCUGUUUAUAAAAAAAGAAGUUCGCGGAACGUUGAAUAGCUCUUCUGACACCAGAGUCAUGUCGAAACAAUGAGGGCCACAUUCUUCAAAUAAUGGAUUAUUGGUGGUCCAUGGCCUUGACAGAGACACAGAACAUUGAAUAGCUCUUCUGACACCAGAGUCCUGUCGAAACAAUGAGGGCCAUAUUCUUCAAAUAAUGGAUUAUUAAUUGACACUAAAGCCGCAUCUUUAAUAAUGUAUUAUUGUCUGAUACCGAGGCCAUGUUUUUCAAUAAUGGAUCAUUGGUUGUCCAUGGCCUUGACACAGACACCAGACUUGGCUUCGACAGAGACACCAGACUUGUUAAGAUGCUGACGCGAAGCACAAUCUUGUGUGAAUUUCAUGUCAUGGCUUCUAGCUUAUUUUGCGAAACAAGAACAAGUCAUUAUCUCCGGAAACUAAAAACUUAAAACUGGGAUUGAUAGGCCUACUUGACUCUGGGCCAGAGAACCAUUAUAACUACGUCAUCGACUUCAGUUGGUCAAGAGAGAAACUAAUUCUGCAUGUAUUUACUAAUGCUCAUAAGACAGAGCAUGGUUUAUACUGAAUCACGUGAUUUAAGUCAAACAAAUUCGAUAGCCUCUACUGUAAGCCAAAAAACUAAUUGUUUCGUCAUUUGCUAUUCCUGUGUAAUAUUUUUGUUUUUGAUCAUUUCAAUUUGAAAUCAAAGAGUUUAUAAACAUUUGAAUUAUUUUAAAGAUGUGAACGGAACGAAAUGUAAAUAGUUGUCAAAUUAAAGAUGUAUGUAGUAUAUAAGUUGUUUAAUUUAAUGCAUAGACUUUAGACGUGAUCAUUAGACUUUUAGACAGAAAUUAGACAUUUAGAGAUGAACAUUAGACAUUUAGACAUGGACAUUAGACAUUUAGACAUGGACAUUAGACUUUUAGACAUGGACAUUAGACAUUUAGACAUGGACAUUAGACAUUUAGAUAUGGACAUUAGACAUUUAGACAUGAACAUUAGAAUUUAGACAUGAACAUUAGACAUUUAGACAUGAACAUUAGACAUUUAGACAUGAACAUUAGACAUUUAGACAUGAACAUUAGAAUUUAGACAUGAACAUUAGACAUUUAGACAUGGACAUUAGACAUUUAGACAUGGACAUUAGACAUUUAGACAUGAACAUUAAACAUUAAGACAUGAACAUUAGACAUUUAGAUAUGGACAUUAGACAUUUAGACAUGGACAUUAGACAUUAAGUCAUGAACAUUAGACAUUUAGACAUGGACAUUAGACAUUUAGACAUUUAGACAUUUAGACAUGGACAUUAGACAUUUAGACAUGAACAUUAGACAUUUAGACAUGGACAUUAGACAUUUAGACAUGGACAUUAGACAUUUAGACAUGGACAUUAGACAUUAAGACAUGAACAUUAGACAUUUAGAUAUGGACAUUAGACAUUUAGACAUGGACAUUAGACAUUAAGUCAUGAACAUUAGACAUUUAGACAUGAACAUUAGACAUUUAGACAUGGACAUUAGACAUUUAGACAUGAACAUUAAACAUUUAGACAUGGACAUUAGACAUUUAGACAUGGACAUUAGACAUUUAGACAUGGACAUUAGACAUUAAGACAUGAACAUUAGACAUUUAGAUAUGGACAUUAGACAUUUAGACAUGGACAUUAGACAUUAAGACAUGAACAUUAGACAUUUAGACAUGGACAUUAGACAUUAAGACAUGAACAUUAGACAUUUAGACAUGGACAUUAGACAUUUAGACAUGGACAUUAGACAUUAAGACAUGAACAUUAAACAUUUAGACAUGGACAUUAGACAUUUAGACAUGAACAUUAGACAUUGAGACAUGGACAUUAGACAUUUAGACAUGGACAUUAGGCAUUUAGACAUGAACAUUAAACCUUUAGACAUGAACAUUAGACAUUUAGACAUGGACAUUAGACAUUUAGAUAUGAACAUUAGACAUUUAGACAUGAACAUUAGACAUUUAGACAUGGACAUUAGACAUUUAGACAUGGACAUUAGACAUUUAGACAUGGACAUUAGACAUUUAGACAUGGACAUUAGACAUUUAGACAUGUAGGAGAUGAAACUUACACCUUCAGAAUUGAACUUUAGACAUUGUGACGGAAAUUGAUUCGCUUAUCUAAAACCUGAAAGUUUCUUUCUUGAUUCUAAUCUAGGUUAAUGGUCUCUCAUCUAGUUUCAGUGCUUAAGAGAGAUAGAAAAAGAGAGAGAGAGUAAGAGAGAGAAGGAGAGGAAGAGAGAGAGAGAAAGAGAGAGGGAGAGAAAGAGAGAGAGAUAGUGAGAGACUAAGGGAGACACUAAAUAUGAAAACAAAAAAGUAAAAUGACUAACCUUCAAAUAGAGUUUCUUACAUUGAGUGAGUGAUCACACUUAGCUACAGAUCCAGUCUGCUCACAACACAUUCCCGAGAGAAACGGACGUCUGAGAUAAUAAAGUGUAUACACAUUCACGAUAGAAGUGGACGUCUGAGCUAAUAAAGUGUAUACACAUUCACGAUAGCAGUGCACGUCUCAGCUAAUAAAGUGUAUACACAUUUUCACAAGAACAACUCAUUGAGCUGCUUCACUCUUCCCUAAUAUUGGGGACUCGAACACAAGCCAUCAGAAAGAUCAGCAUGUGAAGAAACAGAGAACUUAAAACAUCAUAUUAGACUCCGGCUAUUGAAGAUGGGGACAGUAUUUCACGUAAACUAGCCUGCUUGUGACCUACAUAUAUUGCCACACCUGAAACAGACAAAGCCGUAGUACGCCGGGGGUCUA
Biomphalaria glabrata is the source of this 5397-nucleotide messenger RNA. Its product is annotated as metabotropic glutamate receptor 5-like. Gene Ontology annotation, molecular function: adenylate cyclase inhibiting G protein-coupled glutamate receptor activity. The transcript has 5 exons. Gene Ontology annotation, cellular component: membrane. Lineage: Eukaryota; Metazoa; Mollusca; Gastropoda; Planorbidae. Bases 166 to 2685 code for a protein of 839 amino acids. The record is from RefSeq and is a predicted model, not a curated record. Gene Ontology annotation, biological process: G protein-coupled glutamate receptor signaling pathway; regulation of synaptic transmission, glutamatergic.